This is a messenger RNA of Angiostrongylus costaricensis, 585 nucleotides long. The record is from the annotation of a GenBank genome assembly. NCBI's taxonomy places the organism in Eukaryota, Metazoa, Nematoda, Chromadorea, Rhabditida, Metastrongylidae.
AUGCCUCGAUGGCAUCUAAAUUUUGAUGGUCCGUGCAUGUUGUUGCAGUCCGCGCUUUCUGACACACCGUCUUCCACGGAUACCGGCUACGCAUCGCAUUGUCUUCCACCGGCACAAGUCUCACCAGCGCCUGGCCAUUUCGACUAUUGUCUCAUGCAACCAGCCCCUUCAGGUUCUAGUGUUAGUUCGCUUCCAAUACGUCCCACUUCUGGAAAACGGAAAACGAAAUCACUACGUGGCGAAUCCGAUGACGACAACAAAUCGGGUGACGAACGCGAUGUCGAUCGACGAUCUGCCAACAACGCCCGCGAACGAGUUCGUGUGCGCGACAUCAACACAGCCUUCAAAGAGUUGGGGAAGAUGUGCGGCCAACACCUACCGAAUGCUUCCGAGAAGGCUCAGACCAAACUGGGCAUUCUCCAUCAGGCUGUCUCCAUUAUUACUGCACUUGAGGAUCAGGUUCGGCAGCGUAAUCUGAAUCCGAAGGCGGCUUGUCUCAAACGACGUUCUGAGGAGGAAAAAGCACCUCCGAGUGCGUUGAUGGAGCAAAAGCCGCAAACACAUGAUUACCAAGGACAAUACUGA